UUCACAUACCCGACGUCUAUAUAAGCAAUAGCUGAGGCGGGACAAACAUCAAAGAGUUCAGCAGAUUAGAGAACUCAGUAGUCAAACCAAGAGAAAAAGAGAGGGACAAUGGAGGAAGCAAAGGGAGUGGUGAAGCACGUAUUGGUAGCCAAGUUCAAACAAGAAAUUUCGCAAGAAGAAACUGAGAAACUGAUUAAAGGGUAUGCAAAUCUCGUCAAUCUAAUCCCACCUAUGAAAGAGUUGCACUGGGGAACAGAAUUGGGCCUUGCGAACAUGGACCAGGGUUUCACUCAUUUAUUUGAAUCAACCUUCGAGAGUACAGAAGGUGUUGCAGAGUAUAUAGCUCAUCCUGCUCAUGUUGCAUUUGCCAAUAUCUUCUUGCCUGCUUUGGAGAAAUUUGUUCUGAUCGACUACAAGCCCACCAUUGUUCGCCUCUAAACUGUGAACCUUAUUGGUAUCAAUGGACUUUCAUCUUGCUAAUGGCUUUUUUUUU
Molecule: messenger RNA, 493 nt
Organism: Jatropha curcas
Lineage: Eukaryota; Viridiplantae; Streptophyta; Magnoliopsida; Malpighiales; Euphorbiaceae
Product: stress-response A/B barrel domain-containing protein HS1
Biological process (GO): pollen tube adhesion
Source: RefSeq, a predicted model, not a curated record